AUGGCUUUCAAAUUUUUAUUAUUCGCCGCCUUCCUAGCCGUCGCCCGUGCUGGAGUCAUAGGAGUAGCCGCCCCCGCAUACUCAGCCGCUCCAGCUGUCUCCUACUCUACCGCCCCUGUUGCCAAAACCAUUAUUGCCGAGCCCUCCGCCCCAGCCAACUACGAAUUCGGAUACGCCGUCAAUGACCCCCACACCGACGACAGCAAGAGCCACCAGGAAACCCGCCACGGAGACGUCGUCCAAGGCAGCUACUCCCUCAUCGAAGCUGACGGAUCCAAGAGGGUAGUUCACUACACCGUUGACGCACACAGCGGUUUCAACGCUGUAGUCAGCAGGGAACCUGGUUCAGUCGCUGUUAAAGCCGUUGCUCCAGUAGUUGCCAAAGUAGCCGCCCCAAUAGUGACUAAAUUAGCUGCCCCAUUAGGAUACGCAGCCGGACCAGCAUACUACCACUAA
Messenger RNA from Anoplophora glabripennis (Asian longhorned beetle), 456 nucleotides. RefSeq names its product cuticle protein-like. Lineage: Eukaryota; Metazoa; Arthropoda; Insecta; Coleoptera; Cerambycidae. Gene Ontology annotation, cellular component: extracellular matrix. The transcript is spliced from 3 exons. The record is from RefSeq and is a predicted model, not a curated record. Bases 1 to 456 code for a protein of 151 amino acids.